Aricia agestis (brown argus) is the source of this 2149-nucleotide messenger RNA. RefSeq lists its product as uncharacterized. The transcript is spliced from 5 exons. NCBI's taxonomy places the organism in Eukaryota, Metazoa, Arthropoda, Insecta, Lepidoptera, Lycaenidae. Bases 138 to 2072 code for a protein of 644 amino acids. The record is from RefSeq and is a predicted model, not a curated record.
UUAGUGGUAUUUUUCAUAUUCGUUGGUAUUUACUAUUUUGUGUCUUUAUACUAGAUGAUUGUUAAUGUUGUAAUGUGCAUAACACAUGAGUUUUGCGAUUGGUGAUUUACACCUACAAAAAUACUUUCGUAUUUCACAUGAAGAAAGUACGCUUCGAGUCUCCUUUAAAGUCGUAUAAAAUUUUGGAAAUGAAUGAAACCGAGUGUCAUUUUCCUCGGCCCUUCAUUGAAAGGCAAGUAAGCUCUGCGCCGAGUUUACCUGCGUGUGAGAACUUUCGAGUUGUGCCAUACAACUCUGAUCCAGUUCACAGGUAUGAGUAUGGAAACUCCUCACCGUUUCCUAAUGUGUGCAAAAUGCAAGUGGAUAAUGUUACCGAAUUAAAAAGUAGUAUAGCACCCACCAGUGACUUAGAACUUAGCAUCCUUGAUGCUUCAAACUCAAGGAAUCAUAACAUGUCGCAUACACCACAUCUAGUGCAGCAAAAAAUGAGUUCUAGAAAGCCACUUAGUGAAGUAAAUAAACAAUUUAGUGAUAAUACUAAUGAAGGAUUUAUUCCCAAUGUUUUAAAUAAGACUGAUGACUUCUUUUUGAGGAAAGAAAAUUUAAACAAAAUUAAUUCCCAAGACAAUUUUUAUAGCCAUCUUAAUAAGCUCAGUUUGAAUAAGGAGAAUUCACCACAGACCAAGAAAAUGGAGUUAAUUAAUAAAUUAAGGCAUGAAUCUCAGAUUCCUCGCGAGAAAAAGGCUCUUUCAUAUAAUCAAAACCAAAUAGUGAACUGUUGCCAAUUGCAACAUCAAAGUUGUAGGCAGUCUUCAACUCCACCGAGGUUGUAUAGAAAUCAAUGUGUUCAAAAUGUUAGUCCAUGUUGUCCACCAAACAUGGUUAAAUACCACAGCCCACCAUGUCUUUGUCAGAAACAAACUUGCUGUAGCCAAAUUCCACCAAAGUCACCAUCAAAAGAUAACUUUGUAGACAAACGAAAUUGGGCUGUAGAGAAAUUAGACCAAGCAAACAAAGAGUGCUCCUCAAUCAACAGUCUUGAUGACAACGUCAAAAGAGAGCCGACAGUAUCAGAUUUGUUUAAAAUCAUCAAAAUGCAGAAUGAGCAACUACAAAUGUUGCAGCAAAAAGUUGAUAAGUUAAUUACUGAAAAACAAGAAACGAAACCUGUCACUCAGUACAUAACAUCUCAUGUGGCACUACAAGCUGUGGAGGAACAAAAGAUGUCAAUUGGUGUAAUGACUAGUUUCGAAAUGGUCCGUACAUCUACAAUCAUUAACAAGGAAAUAGUACAAAAUGAAGCACAAAUCCAAUGCAACAGAUCUCAAAUAAGCAUCAAAGAAGUUGUAUCGAAAACUCAACCAAAGGAUAUGAAUUUUUUGGAUGGUAUACCAACUAGAAACGAAAUGAAGGCAAAAGGUGUAGAUGUUGAAGAGGGUAGUAAAAAUGCGACGAAGGAUACAGAAUGUGGUGUGUGUGAUGACAAUAAAACAUAUAAUGAAUUAAGUUUGUACAAUGUACAAGUAGACAAUGCGACUACUCCCAACAUGUCACCAGAACAAAGCCUCUAUUUAGAUGUUAGGGACUAUAGCGACUCAGAUUCAGGCAGCGACGAACAUUCAAAUGUUGGUUGGACAUAUUAUAACCAAGUCAUGACUCAUGUCAAUGGCUUACUACAUGAAUCUGACAUGCCGUCUUCGGCGAGUGCAUUGUUCAGAAACACAAGACAGAAGUGUCUGCAAAUGCAGAUUGACAAGACAAAUGUUAGUGUUGCUAAGAGGGUUACAUUUGGUGAUGAUCCUCUUGGGAUGCAACAACAGAACCUGAAUGCCGCUCUAACAGAUACGAGUAUGAAAAUGAACCAACUUGCUGCCAAAUAUUUGAAGAGCCGGCCAGUUUUUACGAAGUCACCUUCUCCAAAACCUUUGACGAAUGGUCCAAAUGAAAUGUCAUAUGCCACGAGAAAUUAUAUGGAGAAACAUAAGCUUUUGCAAGGUCCUCAAGCUUAUAAACCAGAGCUACCGAAAUUCCUAGACAUCACAGCUUUAAAGCAGCAACCGAAGUUGGUAUGAUCAAUGACUGAUAUUUAUUUGUAUUUCAUUUUUAAAUGAAUUUGUUUUAGAUUUAGAUAAUAUAUUGCUAUUAAGUA